UUGGGGGGGGCUUCACAUUCCUGAGAGUGAGCAGAGCAUUAGGGGGAGUGAGCUGCAUUCCUAUAGAUAAGGAUGGGGAGGGGGGCAGGGAGUUGUUCCAGGAGUUGCAUGAGACAGUGUUGCAGUUGGCAGUUGAUCAGUACAGGCAGUUGCACCACCAGAGAUUGAUGUCCCACUCAGACGUGAGCCUGGCAGUAGUGGGAGGUGAUGAUGCACUCGCCCUGCCCCCUCCUUAUACCCCGGGGCCCCCCGUGCCCAGGGAACCCCUGGAUUGUUGGGCUUGUGCCGUUCUCAUCACCGCCCAUAACCUGCUGGUGGGAUGCGCCAACCUACUGAUAUUUGUGCUGCUGUGCGGAGGAGCCCUCCUGCCUGCUGCUGCCAUGCUGCUCUACGGCUUGUUGUGCCACCCCCGGUUCCGCCGCCCCACGGAGCCGCUUUGCUCUCCCCUCCUGACCCCCGCCGCCUGCACUGCGCUUCUGGUCUUUGGAGUCAUCUUGUUGCUUCCGCUGCUGAUUCUUGGCCUCGCUGCUUACGCUCGUCUGGCCCGGAGCCUGCAGUUGGUCUCUUGCUUCCUGCCCUACAGUCGCGCUGUCUACCAGCGCCAACAAGAGGCCAAAGGCCGACCUCAGGAGAGCAAAGCCUGGGUGUAAGGCCCAGUGCAAGCAAGUGACUGUGGAUGACAUCAUUCUGCUUAUGACAUCACUGCUUUAACUCCCGUCAUACACAGCCCUCUCUUGGGUCUCUUGAGGAACAGGGACAGUCCUGGAUGUCUGUGAUAUCAUGGCGCUUUCCAUGACAUCACACAAAAACCCUGCAGGCCACUUCCAUUUUAAAGGGGAAGUUGAACUGUUUGCAUGGCCUGGAUGAAUCUCAUCUUUCUGUUCUUCAGUUGAAUGUAACCGACAGGGUCACUGACCCCCAGCAUCCAAGAAUAUACUCACCCCUCCGUGUAAUAACGAAUGUCAUGUGUUUAUUGUAAGCCAAAUGAUUUUUUUAUUGGGCGGAAUUUGAAUAUAAAAUACAGUUUAUUUCCCUUUUCACUGUUUAACAUCCGAAUAUUUGUUGCGGGGAGUCACAUGGCCGGAGCUGUAAUUGUCAUGUAUGGGGGAGGGGUCAUGGUCAUUAGUGGGGCCCCUGUAUCGCCUCUGCUGGAAAGAACAAGGUCCUGCCCCUUUAGCAAUGGAUUUAAUACAAUAAUUACCAA
This is a messenger RNA of Xenopus laevis (African clawed frog), 1204 nucleotides long. RefSeq names its product transmembrane protein 88 (gene tmem88.S). The transcript is spliced from 2 exons. The record is from RefSeq and is a predicted model, not a curated record. NCBI's taxonomy places the organism in Eukaryota, Metazoa, Chordata, Amphibia, Anura, Pipidae. The coding region runs from base 168 to 650 and encodes 160 amino acids.